This is a messenger RNA of Ceraceosorus guamensis, 1968 nucleotides long. Its product is annotated as alpha/beta-hydrolase. Lineage: Eukaryota; Fungi; Basidiomycota; Exobasidiomycetes; Ceraceosorales; Ceraceosoraceae. The record is from RefSeq and is a predicted model, not a curated record. The transcript has 6 exons. Bases 1 to 1968 code for a protein of 655 amino acids.
AUGAAGGGACUGCGCAUUCCAUUCUUUGGCUUUGCCGUGGUUCUCAUACCGCUAUGCAGCGCCCAGCCGCUCGAAUCUUUUCCUUCAGCUUUCACACCAUUCUGGUCUCGCGAGGAGAUCGGUGAGACAGGUUGGAGAGCCAGAUCAGCCCCACCAGGUGCCAGGCGGCCAUCAAGCGUCUCCUGCCUCGAUACUCCUUCGCCAGUCGUCCGCGUCAAUUCGAGUGGACUCCUCUACUCUGGAUUACGCCUCUGUCCUAACGAGCAGUACAAUUUUGAGCAAGAGCUCUUUCUCGGCAUUCGAUUUGCCAGACCACUAACAGGUCAGCUGCGUUGGCGCAGACCAGUCCCGCUCGACUUUGGCGAUGCGCACGCGCCAAAGACGUACGCCGGCGAAAGGUCGCAGGACGGCGCAACGAUUUCAAUGGCCACGUUGUAUCCUCUGACUUGCCACUACGGUACUAGCAACAGUGUGACUGCGCUGGACGAAGAUUGUCUAGGGCUCAACAUCGUGCGUCCUUCGAGUUCGUUUGCGAGCAAAGAAAGCGCGCCCGACGAACAUCUGCUGCCGGUGCUCGUCUGGAUAUAUGGCGGAGGCUUCAUCGCAGGAUCUUCCUCUGCUACUUACUACAACGGUUCCUUCUUGGUCCAGCAAGCGCAAGAACAUGGGAAACCGAUCAUCUUCGUAUCCAUCAACUACCGCACGCUCCUAGGCUUCAACGUCAAAAUCCCAGAUAGUGUCAAGGAUGAGGACGAUGCCAAGCAAGGCAACAUUGGCUAUUGGGACCAACGGCUCGCUUUGACGUGGAUACACGAAAACAUUCGAGACUUUGGCGGUGAUCCAAAGCGUGUCACGUUGAUUGGCGAAUCGGCGGGCGCUGUGUCCGUCCUGCAGCAUCUCGCAGCGUUCGACGGCAAGGAUCCUUAUGAAGCUCAACAUGGCGCUCUGUAUAGAUCAGUGAUAUCUCAAAGUCCCGCGGACAGCACCCGCGAAGAUUCGCGCUGGAGAGACCAAUCCUCGCAUCUGGCAUGGAAGAGCUGGACCGAUGCUGCAAAUUGCAAGGAAGAUGACUUUGUGUGUUUGAGAAGCCUGACCCAAGAAAAGAUUGCCGAAAGCGCUCUAAACGGCACGGGCUGGCAUCCGCGUGUCGACACUUCGCUCAGCCCUCGUACGCUGCUGCAAGCGCUGCAGGGAGGAUUCUUUGCGAGGAACCGAGCGGUGCUCAUUGGAGGUGUGACAGACGAAGGACCUGGCUUCGCACCUCGCAAUCUCUCAUCGGUCCAACAGUUGCGAACCAACCUGAUCACCCCUCAACUCAUCGAUGACGGCAAUUAUGUGCCCCCGCUUGGACUGUUUCCUCGCGAUGCAAGCAUCAACCAGACUGGACAGGUAAAUCCGGUCAUCGAAGCGAAUUUGGACAAGCUAAUCAGUCUCUAUGGAUUGCCGGAUUCUGCUUCGACAGAGGCGCCCAUCCUCUCUCCUUAUGGUCAGCCAGCGUCGAACAUCAUUGACGGUGUGGCGAACGCUAUCUGGGGCGACUAUCUAUUUGUGGCAGUGACACGCGCGUAUGCAAAGGCGUUGGUCAAGUACGGUACAAAGACUUGGAAAUAUCGAUACUCGUACCUACGUCAGUCUCACGCACCUACAGUCGCAGCUCCUCGUGGUGUCUAUCACUUCAGCGAAGUGGCCCUGGUCCCAUUCAUCAAUCAGCUCUCAUGGGACCAAAAUGUCAACGCAUUGCCGCCCGGAAAUUCGCCUGACCUGGCCGUGGCCAAACGGACGGUAAGCAAGUGGCUCGACUUUGUCUACGAUGGCCAUCCCACACCCAACGAAGAAGAAUGGCCAGAAUACGGAGAGAGUGGGAAGAAUUUUGUCAUUGAUAAGGAGGAUUCUCUGGAGGAUGACGUAUUCCGAAAGGAACAGCUUGACUUUGUCAUCGACUUGAUCUUGGACCGCGUCAAGCAGUAG